This is a messenger RNA of Anolis sagrei ordinatus, 4035 nucleotides long. The record is from RefSeq and is a predicted model, not a curated record. Lineage: Eukaryota; Metazoa; Chordata; Lepidosauria; Squamata; Anolidae.
UCUUGAACCCAGGACCUCGAAGCUGGUGCCGGUCACUCUCUUGACCUGAGGACGGGGGUCACGCUGCUGCUGGAGAUGGGCCUCCAAGGCCGGCACUGGACCCAUGGAGACAACAAUGAAGUGAUGUCCACCUUGGACUGCCUUGUGGGCUCCGUCUGACCUGCCUUUGGAGUCCAACCUGUGACAAGGACCUCUGAGCCAAUGGAGCAGAAAGGGGGCCGUUUGUGGCCCUGAAGAGUGACCGCCCGCCUCGGGGCCAAAGUGGAGGACCAAGCAGAGGGCCCUCCUCCCCUGGGGCCCCUUGGGUGGUCUCCUUCAACUGCUGCCCCUCUCCGGCUCCUCGGGGCCCCGAUCCGCCUGGCUCUGGACGGCAGAGGAGGAGGGGGGUGCCGGGAGCGCGGUCCGGAGCCUGAGGAGGCGGCCCCUUUCCCCACGGAUGCAGAGGUGGCCCUCUGCCCGGGGUCUCCGCCAAGGAUGCCCGCUGCCCCUCGGCCGGCUGCCCUGCGGUGAUGGCGCCCCACGGCUCCUCCCCCCGGGCCCCGCUCUGCUUCCUGCUGCUGCUGCUGCUGCUCCCGCUGCUGCUCCUGGGGGCCUCGCUCUGGGGCCUGGGCCUCUCCAUGCACCUGGAGCCCGGGGAGCCGGGGGGCGGCGGGGGCCCCGGAAGCAGCGGGCGCGUCAAGCGGGGCUGGGUCUGGAACCAGUUCUUCGUGGUGGAGGAGUACACUGGGACGGAGCCUCUGUACGUGGGGAAGAUCCACUCAGACUCGGACGAGGGGGACGGCUCCAUCAAGUACACCAUCUCCGGGGAGGGGGCCGGCACGGUCUUCCUGAUCGAUGAGCUGACGGGGGACAUCCACGCCACGGAGCGCCUGGACCGGGAGCAGAAGACCUUCUACACGCUGCGAGCCCAGGCCCGGGACAGGCAGAGCGGGCGCCUGCUGGAGCCUGAGUCCGAGUUCGUCAUCAAGGUGCAGGACAUCAACGACAGCGAGCCCCGCUUCCUGGGGGGGCCCUACAUCGGGAGCGUGGCCGAGCUCUCUCCCGUCGGUACUUCCGUGAUGCAGGUGAUGGCCUCUGACGCGGACGAUCCCACCUAUGGGAGCAGCGCCAGGUUGUUGUUCUCAAUCACUGAGGGUCGCCCGGCAGUUUCCCUUCCAUCUCCUGCAGGGAUCAUCCGGACGGCGGUGGCCAACCUGGACCGGGAGACGCAGGACCGCUACGAGGUGGUGGUCCGGGCCACGGACAUGGCUGGGCAGCUGGGUGGGCUCUCGGGCUCCACCACCGUCACCAUCGUCAUCACCGACGUCAACGACAACCCUCCGCGGUUCCCACAGAAGAUGUACCAGUUCAGCGUGGUGGAGACGGCCCCCGUGGGCACGCUCAUUGGCCGGGUGAAGGCCGAGGACUCGGACGUGGGAGAGAACACGGACAUGACCUACCAGAUCAAGGACGAGGAGGGGCUGGGCGCCUUCCGGGUGGCCACCGACAGCGACACGCAGGAGGCCCUCAUCUCGGUGCAGAAGCCGCUGAACUUCGAGGCGCAGGAGGUGCACACGGUGGUGGUGGAGGCCCUCAACAAGUUUGGGGACCCCCGCUUUGUGGACCUGGGCACCUUCCGGGACCAGGCCAUCGUGAGGGUCACCGUGCUGGACGUGGACGAGCCCCCCGAGUUCCGGCCCCCCGACAGCCUGAUGGAGGUGCAGGAGGACACCCUGGUGGGGGCCCUGGUGGGCGUGGUCACCGCUCUGGAUCCCGACGCUGCAAGGAACCCCGUCAGGUACGCUAUUGACCGCACCUCCGACCUGGAGCAGAUCUUCGACAUCGACCCCGAAACGGGUGCCAUUGUGACCAGCAAGCUGCUGGACCGGGAGACGGCCGGCUGGCACAACAUCACCAUCCUGGCCAUGGAGGCCGACAGCCAUGGGCAGGUGUCCCGGGCGCCCCUCCGCAUCCGCAUCCUGGACGUCAACGACAACCCUCCGGAGCUGGCCACCCCCUUCGAGGCCGCCGUCUGCGAGGAUGCCAAGCCCGGGCAGCUGAUCCAGACCAUCAGUGUGGUGGACCGGGACGAGCCGCAGGGUGGACAUCACUUCUACUUCACGUUGGCCCCGGAGGCUUCGGGUGAACCCCACUUCUCGCUGCUGGACGUCCAAGACAACACGGCUGCGGUGCACACCCAGCGUCCAGGGUUCAACCGCCAGGAGCAGGACCUCUUCCUGCUGCCCAUCCUGGUGGUGGACAGCGGCCCGCCCGCCCUCAGCAGCACCGGCACCCUCACCAUCCGGGUCUGCGGCUGCGACAGCGCCGGCGCCAUCCAGUCCUGCAACGCCACCGCCUUUGCCGCCGCCUCCUCGCUCAGCCCCGGGGCCCUCAUCGCCCUCCUGGUCUGCGUCCUCAUCCUCAUCGUGCUGGUGCUGCUGAUCCUGACGCUGAAGCGCCACCAGAAGGGCCACUUGGCCUCGGAGGAGGACGAGGACAUGCGCGACAACGUCAUCAAGUACAACGACGAGGGCGGCGGAGAACAGGACACGGAGGCCUACGACAUGUCUGCGCUGCGCAGCCUCUACGACUUUGGGGGGGAGGGCAAGGGGGGCGGGGGCGAGGGGGGUGGCGGGGGGGCCCUCCCCUCGGAGCUGCUGCCCCUCCCGCAGGGGACCCCCCCUCCGCUGCCGCCGGCCCCCGACCUGGACUUCUCCCUCUUCCGGGACUACAUCAGCCGCAAGGUGGGCCAGGCGGACCGGGACCCCUCGGUGCCCCCUUACGACUCCUUCCAGACCUACGCCUUUGAGGGGGGGGAGGGCUCCCCGCCCGAGUCGGCCCUCAGUUCCAUCGCCUCGCGCUCCUCCUCGGCCUCCGAGGAGCAGGACUUCUCCUUCUUGGGCGCCUGGGGGCCCCGCUUCCGGCAGCUGGCCGCGCUCUACGCCGGGGGUCGGCGCCGCGAGGACGACAAGGACCAGAGCCAGAGUAGUGGCAGCGGCAGUGGCAGCAACGGCGGGCAGCCCUAGCCCCCCUAGCCCCCCGAGGCAGAGCCAAACGGCCCAGUCCGACUGCCCACCGGACAAGGGGCGGAGGGCCACUGGGGCUCCUCUGGGGCCACCGACCGCGCAGGCGCACCACGGUCCGGCCACCUUGGCCCAGGCUGCAUUGAAUGCAAAGGGAAGCGGGAACGGCCUGGAAGAAGAAGGGAUGCGGUCCAAGAGGAAGAGGAAGAAGGGGGAAAGAGACAGAUGGAUGGGUGUGUGCCGGCCAGAGCUGCCGAUUAUCAUUUAAAUGGACUUGGGGAGCCUGGCUGACCAGGAGGAGAGAGAGAGAAGGAGGCCGGCGGGUGGGGAGCGCUUGGUUGCCCAAAUGGCUUCUGUCACUGGAUUCCCUGCUUUGGACGCGCUCCCAAGAGCCCUCACUCGCUACCUCUGACCAAUGCCCCACAAACCUUCCCUGGGGUCUCCUGCUUGAGAGACCCUCCCCACUGUUGUGUGUCUGGGGAAGGGGGGCUGGGGUGGCCAUUGGGGGUCCGUUGUGUGGGUGGAGGGGGUGGAGCACAGCGGCGACCAAGAGCCCUCUCUCGCUACCUCUGCCCCAUGCCCCACAAACCUUCCCUGGGGUCUCCUGCUUGAGAGACCCUCCCCACUGUUGUGUGUCUGGGGAAGGGGGGCUGGGGUGGCCAUUGGGGGUCCGUUGUGUGGGUGGAGGGGGUGGAGCACAGCGGCGACCAAGAGCCCUCUCUCGCUACCUCUGCCCCAUGCCCCACAAACCUUCCCUGGGGUCUCCUGCUUGAGAGACCCUCCCCACUGUUGUCUGUCUAGGGAAGGGGGGGGGGGGGCUGUGGUGGCCAUUGGGGGUUCGUUGUGUGGAGGGGGGAUUCCAAUCUCUGGCAUUUGGGAGAAAAGCCUUCCCUUGCUCCCCGUUGGUGGGGAGGGGGCCGUUCUCAGGGUCUUCUCGCCCAGCAUCAUCCCCCUCCUUCCCCCUCCUCAAAGAUCCGGCCUUCCUCUCCUGCUUGAGAGACCCUCCCCACUGUUGUCUGUCUGGGGAAGGGGU